Molecule: messenger RNA, 1363 nt
Organism: Cryptotermes secundus
Lineage: Eukaryota; Metazoa; Arthropoda; Insecta; Blattodea; Kalotermitidae
Exons: 7
Coding region: 116-760 (214 amino acids)
Source: RefSeq, a predicted model, not a curated record
CGUACAUCAUUCUCAUAAGGAAGUCUAGUAUAUGCCAAAUAAGUGGUACGUGGACGUCUUUGUAUGAAGAGAAAUAUAAAGAACUGUUGCUGAAAGAAAGGUUAAAAGAAGAACUAUGAGGAAUUCUCUUACUAUACUAAGUUUGUGUUUUGUUGCCGCAUGGAUAUUGGUAAAAGGGCAGCCCUUAUGCAACAUUGAAACUUUAAUUGGAAAUGAAACUUCACACGUGCAGGCAUUUUUCAAUCUCUUAGAUGGAGAUAUACAAGAUCUAAAGUGUAAAGCUGGCUGUGGUCUGUACAUUGUCAAUGGGACACUUGGAGCCAUUAUACACAAUUUCUCAGGCUUUGCAUAUCAAAUAUUUGAAAACUGCAUUAAGAAAGGUGUUAGAACUGGUGAUGCAUGCAAGAUAACAGAUUGCUUAAUGGAUCUCACUGAUAUGGGACUAAAGGUAGCCAAGUCUGCAAAUUUGACAAUACCACUGAUGGAUGAAAUUGAAUGGCUCAUUGGUAUUAUGAAAACAGUAUAUACUGCUGAAAACUCUGCUAAUGGAAUAUUUAUAGCACAUGAACAAUCUGAAGUGUUACAAUUUUCACACAGAAAAGUAUCGCCCUCACCCACAAUAGAACAACUGGAGAAUGAACAUAAACAAGUGCAAAAGCAUUCCAACAGCACAUCAGUAGCUACCAGUUUGUUACCAGCUAUUGGCAUUCUCUCUGCUUCUGGUUACUUCACUUUCUUAUACUUACUUAUCAAUAUCUAAGUGUGGGUUUUACUCUUUAUUCUUCACACAUAUAUUGUUAAGAAUAAUACUAUUUGUAUUGAAGUUACAUAUUUGUCUUUGUUUGAAUGUGGUAUGCAUAUUUUAGGAGACAGCAGAAGCGCCCAUUCUUUGCCUAGCAGAUUGCUGCUUUUGUUGUCCAUAUCACAAUAUAUAGUAGCUAAAUUUUAAAGAAGGAACAACACCCAAAUUAAAAAAAAAAAUACAGUUUACUCAUGUAAAUAAAUAGAGAAGAUUGCACCAGGAUGUAUCACUUCCAAAAAUUUUAUUUCGAUUCUUGUACAUCAUUUUAAUAGCUGUGGUAACUGUAUGUAUUUGCCAGAGUAUGGAGUAUAUUUCACAUAUUUGUGUUCUCUAUCAAGUCUCUUAGAAAACAACAACAUUCAUAUGGCUGCUUUGUCAGUAUUAAAAUACAGAGUUGCUAACACUUCAAGAAUCAAUAACACUCAACUCAAUUUAAAAAAAAAAAUUAAUAAGAAUUUAUGCCAAAUCCUGAAACUUGACAGCAAUACUUCCACAAAGUUUUAACAUCUGUAACUCUUGUACAUUUUGGUAACAGUACAGAAUAAAUUCCAUGAUAUCUUA